Molecule: messenger RNA, 735 nt
Organism: Olea europaea var. sylvestris
Lineage: Eukaryota; Viridiplantae; Streptophyta; Magnoliopsida; Lamiales; Oleaceae
Product: IQ domain-containing protein IQM3-like
Exons: 10
Coding region: 1-735 (244 amino acids)
Source: RefSeq, a predicted model, not a curated record
AUGGGGAAUCAAAAACGGUUUCAAAGGAACAAAUGGCUAAUUGGGAGAAGAAGAGACGUUUUUGAAGAGAGUCUUUACUGGGGAUUGAGCCGCCGGGCUUCAGAAGCCCGAGGUUUAUCAAUGUCAGUGUUGAUGGCCUCAAUCACAAGAAUCAAUAAGAUUGAUCCAGAGCAUCGCUAUGGAAACAACUUACAUCCAUAUUAUAAAGAGUGGCUUAAAAGCUCUACCAAUCAGGAUUUCUUAGUCUGGUUGAAUUUUGGAGAUGGCAAAGAGGUUGAUCUUGAAGAGUGCCCGAGAUCGAAGCUGGAUCAACAAUGCGUUAAAUAUUUGGGACCAAAAGAGAGAGAAUAUUACGAAUAUGUCAUUGUUGACGGAAAAAUAUUGCACAAUAUGACCGGAACACCUCUUCACCAUGGAUCACCACAUUUGAAAUACAUCUUUGUGGUAAGCACAGCUAAAAAGCUUUACGCAGGAGAGAAAGAGAAAGGAAUCUUCCAUCAUUCAAGCUUUCUUGCUGGAGGAGCUACAUUAACUGCAGGGAGACUCUUCGUAGAAGAUGGACUACUUAAGCGCAUCUCACCUUCCAGUGGACAUUAUAAGCCAACUGAGGAUAGUUUUGAACGAUUUUUAUCGAUUCUCAAGGAAAAUGGAGUCAACCUCGAUGAAGUCGAGAUCCGGAAGAAUAAUCUGAACAAUGGAGAAGUGGAGAGCAAUAUAUGUAAUAAUAGUGUGUGA